AUGAUGAUCCGCGCCGGACGCGACAACCGCGACAUCAUGCAGUGCGUGCAGUGUUCGCUGAACACGGUGAAGGCGAUCCGGAGUGAGCUGGGAGAAAACAGCGACGACGACGAAGCGGUGGCAGCACGAAAACCACAUUCCCAGCGGCGGGAUUGCGUGCGGACCGGCGCUUUCCUGGCUGACCUCCAGGCGCGCGUGAUGGAAAAUCCGGGGAUCGGAAUUCGGCCGUUGGCACGUCAGAUGGGGGUGGCACCAUCCACGAUGAAAUUGGCCCUGAAUGACACCAAGAAGGCUGACGGUGCCGAGGCGAAGAAACCAAAGGCCGCCGCAGCGGAUGGUGCGAAGCAGGCCGCCAAGAAGCCAGCAGCGCCGAAGAAGGCCGCCAAGAAGCCGGCCGCUCCGAAGAAGGCCGCUGCGCCGAAGAAAGCCGCAGCCCCCAAGAAGGCAGCAGCCAAGAAGUAA
Anopheles arabiensis is the source of this 462-nucleotide messenger RNA. Its product is annotated as histone H1-II-like. The transcript has a single exon. NCBI's taxonomy places the organism in Eukaryota, Metazoa, Arthropoda, Insecta, Diptera, Culicidae. The record is from RefSeq and is a predicted model, not a curated record. Bases 1 to 462 code for a protein of 153 amino acids.